Molecule: messenger RNA, 1064 nt
Organism: Drosophila montana
Lineage: Eukaryota; Metazoa; Arthropoda; Insecta; Diptera; Drosophilidae
Product: Golgi-associated plant pathogenesis-related protein 1
Exons: 4
Coding region: 114-623 (169 amino acids)
Source: RefSeq, a predicted model, not a curated record
ACAAAACUUAUUUGUGUUUCGCAUUGUCAAAAAUAAAUAGGAAAUAUGAAAUUAGUUUAGCAUUCAAAAGUUGUUGAUUAGAUUUCUGGACCUGGGUGCAUCCGAAAAUAUACAUGGCCAGGAGACCGCCGCCGAUACCUAAAACGCAUGAGCGUACGCCCGGACCUGUUGGCCAAGAUACAAAAGCUAACAAUGAGAAAUUCCUGCAUGAUGUGUUCACCACCACCAACAAAUAUCGGAAGAUGCACGGCUGCCCCGAGUUAAAGAUUAACAACGAGCUCAACAAGUAUGCUCAGGAUUGGGCCAAUCACCUGCGUGAUAGGAACGCAAUGGAGCAUCGUCCACAGCCCAAAUAUGGCGAAAAUAUAUUUCUAUCUGGUGGAAUGGAUGUAACUGGCGAUUUGCCCGUGGACAUGUGGUACCGCGAGAUCAAUGCCUUUAACUUUGAUAAGCCCGAUUUUACGCCCACCUCUGGUCAUUUUACACAGUUGAUCUGGAAAGCCUGUACGGAGAUGGGCUCUGGUGUGGCUCGCAGGGCUGAUCGUACCUGGGUGGUUUGCAACUAUAAUCCACCCGGUAAUGUUAUGGGGCAGUUUAAGGAGAAUGUGCCUAGAAAGCUCUAGUUAAUGAAAAACGUAAAAUUUUAGAAACCAGUUCUGCAUCCCUACAGUACUGUCAAAGUGGCGAUUAUGAUAUUUUAGACUAUCUGGAGAGUGUACCAAGUACCACAAGUACCAAGCUAAGAUAUAGUCAAGCUUAAUAGAUUUGGUUUCUCUGGCUUUCGAAUCUAAUUGAUUUUGGGUUAGUAAAAAAGGUAUCGGUAGGAGAACCUACAUUCCAAAUUUAAAGUCUCUAGAUUUUAUAUUUAUAGUCCAUAAAUCUGAUGAGUUCAUAAAAACGAAAACAAAAGAUCACAAUUUGAGAAUAUAGCCGAUUCGAAUUAGCCCUUCAAUAUUUCCAAUUCUUUUCUUACUUUUUCGAUAAAAAUUAUAGAAAAUUAUUUUGAAAAUAAUUAUAUUAUAUAAAUAAAUAAGGCAAAAUAAGUAAUCUUAUCAAAAGGCAAA